AUGCCACAGGGCCGUGCACGUCUCUUUGUGGGACAACUUAACUUUGAAGCCACUGAAGAGGACGUAUGUGCCCUCUUUGACUUCUACGGUAAUGUGCUUCACGUGAAUAUACUUCGAGAUAAGACGAGUAACCGCAGUAAGGGUAGUGCGUUUGUGGAGUACGGCUCAACAGAAGAGGCGGACUGUGCGAUAAUGGCUCUACACAACCGCUACAACAUGGAAAGGGAUAAACCACUACAAGUAUCAUACUGUGGGAAGUCGGAUGUCAUUUCUGAUUUUGGCCGUGAGCAUGCGAUGCAGCUACACCGUGAGAAUGAUGUUAAUCCACCUCCUCCUCCUCCACCUGCGCGAACAACACACUAA
Trypanosoma theileri is the source of this 363-nucleotide messenger RNA. Its product is annotated as RNA-binding protein. Bases 1 to 363 code for a protein of 120 amino acids. Lineage: Eukaryota; Euglenozoa; Kinetoplastea; Trypanosomatida; Trypanosomatidae. The transcript has a single exon. The record is from RefSeq and is a predicted model, not a curated record. Gene Ontology annotation, molecular function: RNA binding.